Molecule: messenger RNA, 4787 nt
Organism: Labrus mixtus (cuckoo wrasse)
Lineage: Eukaryota; Metazoa; Chordata; Actinopteri; Labriformes; Labridae
Gene: tsc22d2
Product: TSC22 domain family 2
Exons: 3
Coding region: 683-2668 (661 amino acids)
Biological process (GO): regulation of transcription by RNA polymerase II
Source: RefSeq, a predicted model, not a curated record
GCCAUCUUGCGGAGUGGUCUGGUUAGAAGAGCGGCAGGCAGGAGUUAGCUGUCUGUUAGCUCUCUGUGGUAAAGUAGUUAUCUGUCAGCUAGCUUGCCAAAAGUGAGCUGUCCACACGGCGAGAGGCAAAACUUCGCUGACUUUUGGGGACGUUUUCUCCGUCUUCCGCUUGGAUUACACUUUCUUUUUGACGCUCUGAACUAUUUGUUUACAUAAUGAUGUCCCACAUGCUGAUACCGAGGUAGGGGGAAAAAACUAGCUCCCAUUAGCUAACUCUGCUAGUCGGCGAAAAAAAAAAAAUAUAGAGCUGUUAGAGAAGAGUGGGCUGCGAGACCUCAGACUACAGUACCCGGUGGCAGCUGCUGAACAAGAACUUUGACAAGGGCCUGUUUGUAACUCCGCUGCCGGGACGCGAAGAGGCCGACAGAGAGACCGGCUUGUGUGUUGUGACAGGACACCGCGGAACACUUGAGGAGUUUUCAAAGGGUCUUGGCCCCCCCCGCCCCGGGUUUGUGACACUUUUUUCUCCGACAAGAGAGAGAGAGAGAGGAAAGAGGAACGGUAUGGAAAUGUCCUGUGACGGUACUUGUCAUUUCCCUCAGUUGUGAAUCGCGAAGAGAAUAAGCCCAGAGCACGUAGCUUCACCUGGAGGCAGACGCACUUGACGCAGAUAAAAGUCAACAUGUCGAAAAUGCCAGCGAAGAAGAAAAGUUGCUUCCAGAUCACGAGCGUAACGCAGGCGCAGGUGUUGGCCAACAGCAUCGCGGAUGACACGGAGAGCCUGGACGACCCGGACGAGUCCCGGACGGAGGACGUGUCGUCGUCGGAAAUAUUUGACGUUUCCAGGGCCGACCUCGGGGUGUGUGAGAGGAGUUCGUCUGAGGAAACUUUAAACAACGUGGAGCCUCAGGAGGGCCAGCCGCCGGUGGCUCCUGGUCCUGUCAACGGCGGACUCUCUUACAAGAGUGUGGGCACUGGUCGUGUCACACCACAUAAUUUAGUUAAUGUGCCUGGUUCAGCCACAGCACAACCCAUUGUUCCUGGCUCAUCAUCCCCCGUGGCCAGUGUCUCUACCAGUGUGGCACCCUCUGCUCCUGUUAGCACCAGCUGUAAUUCUCGUUUUAGAGUCAUUAAACUUGACCAUGGUACUGGAGAGCCCUUCAGACGGGGCAGGUGGACAUGCACUGAGUUUUAUGAGCGAGAUUCAGAUUCAAAUCUCAAUCGAACUGUGGACAGCAUAAAAACAACUGUAAUCCUUGAUCAUUGUAUAGACAGAGACAGUGGGCUAGGGGCUACUGGUAACUCUGUGGUCACUAGCGUUGCUUUUUCUGCACAGACUUUGGAUAACACCUUGGGCAAUGGCUACUCCGCCGGGCACCACACCUACCCCCCAGAGUCUCUGCAGCAAGGUUACAGCUUUGCCUCGCAUAUAGGGAAUGGGGCAAGUGCCUUCCAGCCCACAGGGUUUACAACUACAGUGUCACAGCAACCACAACAGGCUCAGGUCAAUAUUCAGCCCAAUGCUCCUCAAAACUUCCUCUCGAACAGCCUCAAUGGCAUGCACCAAGGUGCCAUGCAUCAGAAGUCUCCCAUCAUGCCUCCUGCAACUCAGCCCCAGCAGUUUGCCUAUUCUCCUCAUCACGCUGGUCUCUCUGCCAGCCAGUCGGACUAUCGUCAGCAGCAGCACUUUGGUUCAAGCACUCAGAACCUUCACAUGUCAGCCCUCACUGUGGGGCCUCUAACCAGCCAGGUACCCUCGCCUGUAAUCAACCCCGCUGGUCCAGGAGCCCAUGGGCUGGGCGGAGAGUCAGUUUUAGCCCAGGGCCUUCUGCUGCAAGUGGGAAAUGCACCAGCCAUGGCCCCUGUCCUUUCAGGAAGUGGCCCCCAGCAGCAUGUCAGCCAGAAUCAGCCUUCAGGAGGGAUAGGAAUUGCCCCUACACCUUCAGUUAGCACCACCAACACUUCCCACAGCAUUGCUCAGAAUGCACCUGCCACAGUGCCCAGUACCACCAACACCCCUCCAGGUGUGUCAAGUCAGGUGCCUGGCGCAGGAGGACUUUUCCAGCUCCAGGGAGCCCAUGGAGGAGCCACAACAGGCCUCGCAUCUGGUUUUAACAACCAGUCAGAAGAAUGUAGGCUGAAGUCUGACUCCCUACCUCAGCCCAGUGCCAUUAUGUUGCCAGGGAAAGAUGGUGUAAAGUCUUUCAUUGGCGAGGGCCUCAACCUGUCCACUCCUGCUGUCAACAGCCUCUUUGGGAUCCAUAUUACCAUGAAUGUGGAUGAGGACAGUGCGUCCGGUGCCAGCGUUGUCGCCAUCGAUAACAAGAUUGAGCAGGCAAUGGACUUGGUGAAGAGCCACCUAAUGUACGCAGUUCGCGAGGAGGUCGAGGUGUUGAAGGAGCACAUCAAGGAGCUGUAUGAGAGGAACUCUUUGCUGGAGCACGAGAACGCCGUGCUGAAGUCGCUCGCCAACACGGAGCAGCUCGGCCAUCUGUCCAGUCAGCUGAACCAGGGGAGCGGCACGUCGUCACCUCUUCAGCAGCAGCAGCAGCAGCAGCAGCAACCGCUAGUCACAAACAACAACAACAACAACAUUACCACCGCCCCCCCGGUUCACCACGAGGGGAAUCAGAACGUCCCGUCUCAGCCCAACAUCACGUCGGCGUGAUCCUCUCUCCAUUACCCCAGAACAUACACACACCACCUGCAUACAGGAGUUAGAGAUCCUGUUAGCAAAGAAAACAACUGCUACCAUAACUCUGCUCCAUAAAGCAAAAAGGCUUGGCUCUGCGUUCAAUAUGCUCCAUUUAAGGAAGAAUUAACAUCUUUGUUUGCCGCCAAGAGCCAUGCUUCAGUGUGUGCAUGCCGCCAUCAUCAGGCCGACACUUUAUAAAGACAAUAACCACCCCUGAAGAGUCUUAUUCUGUCCCUGUGAUUGGCUGAGAGAAGAAGGGCCAGAAGAGCCGAAGCACACCAUUUAAAAAGUGCAUGCUGUUCUUGUGCGCGAGACAGGUGUCAAAGUUCACAGAGAGCUGAGUUUGUCAGGGCAACACGUGGCUGAAGAGGGCGGUGUGACCCCGAGAGGUGUUGAUGGUGCUGAAACAUCCAGCAGGGACUGUCCUCCCAGCGUCCCCAUCCCCACUCAAUCCUCUGGUAUACGGAGAAGCCAGAGAAGAGAAGGGGAGCAGAGGGAGAGAUUGGUCCUCCCUCCUCUAGUUGAAGAGGAGGAGGAUGAUGCCAGUGGGUGCCUCAGCUUGGGCAGAUUGAGUCGAGAGCCUCGGCUUGUUAUAUGCUGCAACAAAGCUUGUGUUGUUUUUCUCGGAGCCACCGUACUUUGACAUGAAUCCUAAUACUUUUUUUCAUUAGUUCAGUUUUAGUAUUUGCAUUUAUUUAUUUCAGGGCUGCUAUUUUCACAAUGUAAAUGAACAAUGUCAUGGAGAUACUUAUUAAAAACACACAAAAAAACAAACCUUUCUCUUUGGUCUUUUGGUAUUUUAGAAGCUGUCAGGUAUUAACAUUUUGGUAGACUUUUGCAACAAGUAGAGCUCAAUAAGUAGGCAAUAAGUUCCAUGAUAAAAAAAAAAAUCUUCUCAUGAAAUAGUGCUAACACUAAAGGCCAACGUACAUUAGGUGAAACCCAGGUUGAAUGUAUAUUUUGUGAAGUGUAAUGUAUUGAGAGCAAGGAGGGUUUGUACACGAGAACACCUGUUGUUCUGUUGUGAUGGGAUGUUUCCAUAAAGAGAAAUAUAAAUUUACCCUUUUUUAAAAUAAUUUCUUUGUCAUAACAGAAAUCAAUUUGAGAGUUUGGUUUUUGGCGGAUGAAAAGCUGUGAAAAUUUUGACCUACUUUAUAACCAAAGACAGAAAGCUGUGUAAGUCUAUUUUUUUUUUCCAUUUUUAAAUGCACACAUUUUUUUCUACACUUUCCCUACCUAUAUAUAUUUUUUUGUCCCUGUUUUGCAUGCUCUGCAUGAUCUAUAAUCAAACCACUUUCUUACCUCAUGUUUUUAUCCAGCACUCUUAUUUUUUUUCCUGUCAAGUCUGUGAAAGGUUGUGAAAGAGGUCAUGAAAGAGAAAGGGAACAAUGAGUGGAGGGAGGAGAAAGAAUGGAGAGAUGAUUGUGUCGGGUAGAGGGGAGGGCCUUGUGCACAAAAUAUGAGUCAGAAAAAAGGAGCCAUCUUUUGAGUUUUCAUGUUAAUGCUGUGUUGAAAAUUUCCGAUGCAGAGAAAAGGUUUUGUUGUAUUUAAUGAAUGCAGCAUUUAGAUUUUGAUUGUAGUGUACCAACACUUCGCUUACACACAAAUAAAAUACAAACAACUAGUCUCUGCAAGAAAAACAAAAGGAAACGAUUUAAACAAUUUACACUUUAAAGCUGGAACCCAGUGGAUUGUGUGAACAUAUUAUGGGAUGUCCUGUCUGUGUCACGUCUUUUGUGCCUCCUGUGCCGUCAUCGUCUGUUGUAGUCAGGCGGUCCGGCUUCUUUCUCUGUGGCUUAGAACCAAACCAAAAUGCUUGGUAAUUGUACAAUCAGUCAUCUUUCUACAAGAUGCUCUCUAUAAUUUGCUUUUUUUUUUCCUUUUUUUUUUUUUUUUUUGCAAAAGGGGCUUAUUUCUUCUUCUUUUGUUCUGUUUUUCUGUAGUUUGAAGGAGAUGCUGUGUACAUGCCAAGUGUACUGUAUGAAAGUGAUCACUGAGCCUUGGAGAGAAAAUCUUAACAAUGCCCUUGUAAUGUGCUGUUCAGACAAUUUUAGUUUUCAGUCCAAAAUAAAUAACUGUUUUAUUAAGUGAA